Oldenlandia corymbosa var. corymbosa is the source of this 2058-nucleotide messenger RNA. The record is from the annotation of a GenBank genome assembly. Lineage: Eukaryota; Viridiplantae; Streptophyta; Magnoliopsida; Gentianales; Rubiaceae.
AUGGCUAAUCCAAAUUUUCAGAGGCAAAAUCGACGAGCAGAUCUUCAUUAUCAAUGUAUUGGAUUAGCCACAAGUAAGAGCCUCAAAAACCUAAAUUUGCAGCACUUCUGGGUGUUGCCUCUAUCGAUUUUGGAAGGGAAAACAUUGGUGCAACUUAGCUUACAUUGUUGUUCUCUUCGUCAGCCAAACCGAAUAAUGGGUCCUAAUCUCAAUUUACAUAACUUCAGUGCCUUACCUUCAUCAUCAGUUUGUAAAGGUUUUUCCUUGGUUCAACUAAACUUGUGUACUUCACAGCAUAAAGAGAGAAUAAUGUGGCCUAAUCUGAAACGGCUAUCUCUUCGAAAGAUAUCUUUUGAUGAGAGGACGUUCGCGAUUAUGAUCAAGGGCUGCCCUUUAAUUGAAAUCUUUGAGAUUGAUGAAUGCUGCCAAAAUACACAUCCCUCCGAAUCAUUUAGUUUCAAGAUUACUAAUCUUCACAACCUAAAGCAACUUAAAGCUGGGUUAUCUUAUUGGCAACGCGUUGAAGUAAAAGCAGCUCCGAAUUUGGAGUUUGUAGAUUGUAUAAACUUCUCUGGGCACUCUAGUUAUGACCAACUCAGAUUUCUCAGCUCAGAAUACCGAAGUGUUAGAAUUUUGAAGCUGUUUAACGCAGGAUUCGAAGGCAACUUUUCAAAGUAUUCCGUCCAUUGGACACAAAGAUUUCCGCAACUUGAAGAGUUAUCAAUCCAAGGUUACACCAAGUUGGAAAGUAUCAAUAUAUCAAGUCGGUCAUUGAAGAAAUUACAACUGAUAAGUAUCCCCCGAUUGCAAGUGGCACAUUUUGAUGUGCCCAACAUUGCUCUCUUCAGUUAUGAAAACCGCAUCAACAGCAGCUUCGAUGUUAUGCCCAAGUUAUCAUUUACAGUUGGCUCGGGCAGAUGGAUCUCUCGGAUCGAUUUCGAAUGCAACCAUUACAUGGGUAGUUCGUGCUGGGUAAAGUUGAAGGAAUUCCUGACAUCACUCAAAGGGUCCGACACUUCCAUCUUUCUUAGUUUCACAAGUGGUGUGGCGGAUAUUCCAAUGGCGUUUCCUAUAGGUCGCGAUGUCCCAGAUAUCCGAGAAGUUUUCAUAUCCGCGAGGGACCCUUUUCAUGGUAAUAGGUAUUCCUUAGGUUACAAGGAUCAGAAGCUAUUGUCCAAAAUGUGUUGGACAGAUUACAAGUACCACAAACUAUUGCUUGUCGAGUUAUACAUGAUCCUGAGGAAGCAAAAAAAGAUUGAAACGUUGUCAUCAGCGAGUAGUAGCCGUUUGAGCAGAAAAUCACAACAUCAGCAGUACAAGCCGACAAAGGGCGAUAUACCAAAUUGUCCAAGGUGUGCUUCUUCCAACACCAAAUUUUGUUACUACAACAAUUACAGCUUGUCACAGCCUAGAUACUUCUGUAAAGGCUGCCGGAGAUACUGGACCAAAGGAGGAUCUUUUCAAGAAUCAUUGAUUUCCGAAUCGAAUUCUCGUAACUCACAAAAUACACAGCUCUGUCAAAGUCGCCGAUCAUUUGUCAAAGACUUUCCCUUACCUGGUUGUGAAAGAAGCGAGAACAAUAGUUGGCUUGAGUUCCCUGAAUCUGCAUAUAGAAAUCUUAAAAGUGUGUUCCUGAGUGAUGGAGUGUUGAUAAUCGACCACCUUGAUGACGAAAGCAAUGUCGACUGGAGCAUUAAAUUUCUCAGGUUAGAAAAUUUAUCGAUCCAAAGCUACCAGAACUUGGAAAGAAUCAAUAUAUCUAGCUCGUCACUUGAGAAAAUCCAGCUGCUAAACACCAGCGGAUUCCAGGAGGCUCACUUUAACGUACCUAGCAUUGCCCUUUUCGACUUGCUAAGUUGUGAGAUCUUCCAUUCUAGUGGGGAUUCCAGUGGCUUAACCUACUCCAAAAAAGAAAAAGGGUCGCGGUUUCUGCUACCAUCGAACUGUGAGGAGUUUCUGAAGAUAUUAAAAGAGCAAAGAAUGAAGAUAUAUAUGCCAAUUGUUAGCAUCAACUUGGAAUGGAGAACUUGUGAGAUUGCGAUAUGGUUUUGUACGUAA